AUGGAUCCUAUCCCUAUUUACUCGGAUGGCGAAGGAGACAUAUUUGACUGUAUACAGACGGGAAGUAUUGAACAGUGUAUACAGUUCGUUGAAAAUGACCGAUCAAUUCUCAAGCAACAAGGCUGGGGUGGUUUCAGCCCGCUCCACUACGCUGCCCUCAAUGGUAACCGUGCUUUGGUUGACUUUUUCCUUAAUAAUGGAGCUGACCCUAACCUGAAUUCUAACGCAGGACAGACACCCUUUCAUUUUGCCUGCAGGCAGGGGAACAUCUUUAUCAUACACCUAAUGAUGCAGUAUGGAGCUGAUUUGCGCCUCAUAGACCUGCAGCAAAAAACAUCACUGCAUCAUGCAGUCUCUGGAGGCAGCAUUGUUGCAGUGCAAUUUUUGUUGGAGACAGGAAUGUUCAGAUUCUCAGACACAGACAUGUACCAUGUGACGCCCCUUCACCUGGCUUCAUCCACAGGCAACACAGAGCUGGUCCGUUAUUUGCUCAGAGACCAGAGGUGUGCUGUGGAUGCAGUUGACCAGCAGGGAGCGACAGCGCUCCAUGUUGCAGCAGAGCAUGGCGGUGUGGAGGUGUGUUGGACACUAAUGCAGAGAUCCGGUUGCUGGAUGCUCCAUCUGAAGAACAACAGCGGCCUCACACCACUGGAUCUCAGCAGACAGGGGAAAACAUUUAGACAUCAGCAACUCAACAAGCUACUCGUUCGGUACAUGAGGGAGCCAAAAUACCACAAGCCCAAAGAGUCCAAUGCUUUGUAUUGCUGGACACUGUCAUUUCCAACCCUAAGUGGAGCUACCAUCCUGAUAAUAGCGACUGUGUUGCGAGGCUAUGGGGGGAUAACAUGCACGUUGCUCUUCCCCUGGCUGGCCAGAAGCAUCUUCACACAGUUCCACCGCAUGACCACAUACCAAAGGCUAGCUAACCCGGUCUACCUGGGAACACUCAUAGCUGGCUUGAUUCAUUCCCUUCUCUGCUUCUAUGGAAGAAUAAUGCCUAGCGUGUGGCCGACCAGUGCUCUGGUCAACCUGUCAAUGGUGCACUUCUCCCUUGUCCUGGGUUUGUUCUGUAAGAUCCUGACUCAGGACCCUGGAACACUGGAAAGAGCAGACGCAGAUACUCGGUUCUCCUGUAUCGCUGACCUGGUGGAGAACAACGAGAGCCCUCACAGGUUCUGUCCAUACUGUGAGUUAUUCCAGCCUGACUACACUAAACACUGCAAGCUGUGUGACGUGUGCAUCACAGACUACGACCACCACUGCCUGUUCCUCAACCGCUGCAUCGGCCGUGGUAACCACCGCCUCUUCGUCUUAUUCAUCCUCUCCAUGUUGAUGGCCCACCUUCUUUUUGUUUCCACGGCAACAAGUUACCUGUAUGAAAUGAAGUACGACGGCUUCCACCUCUGGUCAUCGUGGUUUACAUUGUUAGGGGAUGAGUUCUGGGUCGUGUCCCUGAUGGUUAUGAAUGCAGUGACGCUGCUUUGGGAGGUAUGGCUACUCAUAGAGCAGUUUGAUGCUGUUUCCUCGGGAACAACUACCUACUUUGGACAGAGUGAAAGCUCAGUAAAACCGCGGUCACUAGCGCAGCGCUGGCCUAUAGUGCUGUCGUUUCUGCUGGAGGGUCGAAGACGGGUGGGAAGCGGACUAAUGAGAGAGGACAAAACUUCCAUAGACAUUUAAAACUGUCAGUUUGUACUGUGCUAUCUCAUUACAUCGCUCACUUGCUUCUGAGUUUACAGCGUCACUUGUGCGCAUUCAACCUUGAUAAUGUCCUCUUUAGAAUAAAUGGCUCCGUAAUGCCAUAUCAUGUUGUACUUGAAUGUAAAACAAGCUUAUAUCACAAUGAUCUAUUUAAAUUCACAAAAGGCUUUAGAGUAGAUUUGUUGGCAGGUUUGUCCUUAAAGUGGAUAACUAGCCCUUAGAGUUUAGAUGUUCACCUAGUUUUAGAGACCUCACUGAAUACUUUUAAGAUAACAAUUAACUUGUUGGUUUACAUUGUACUGUGAAAACUGCAUACUUCCGAAACUGUGUUUUAGCAGGGAACGCCUCAGAAUGAAUGAUUGUUAUGUUAUGUUGAAUAAAAUUGCCCAAUGGUGUAAAGCAUCAUUCACAGGUCUCAUAACAUUAGCAGGUCCUGUGAUUAGCUAGUGAUAAUGGUUAAUAUCAGGGGCACUGUUAGACUUUGUUCCUCACAUAAUGUCAUUACCUCUCUGACCUGCUCCCAGUCAUUUGAGCCAUGACACUUCCUCUGCUCUCACUAAUGAGAUCUUUUCAUGCUUUCAAUUAAACACACUCAUUUCCUUUGUGUCCCUCAGGACCCUAUAUUAAGAUUAUAGAUGAUGUUCCCCACACCCCUCAGAGGCUGGUGUGUCUGGACUUUGUGAGUGGCUACAUCACACAAAAUUAUUUAGUGUCUGCUGUAGUGAGUGCAUGUAAGCCUGUGAGUGCUUUUACUGGAUCAGUGUUAUUGUAUUGUAUAACUGGCUGUCACUUGUUAAUAUACCAAUACAUUUGAUUUUAUAUGUUCUAACAUAAUGUAUCUGUGGUUUCACAGUUUCUUUUGAUUUCCAGUAUGAAACCUCAUUUGUGCCAUGAUGGUUUUUUAUGGUGUAUGAAAAAUAUGCUUGAUUAAAUACAUCACGAAUAUCUGCCAUUAAAAACAUUAAAAAACAAACAAA
Messenger RNA from Trematomus bernacchii (emerald rockcod), 2678 nucleotides. RefSeq names its product palmitoyltransferase ZDHHC13. Gene Ontology annotation, molecular function: protein binding; palmitoyltransferase activity. Gene Ontology annotation, biological process: protein palmitoylation. The transcript has 10 exons. Lineage: Eukaryota; Metazoa; Chordata; Actinopteri; Perciformes; Nototheniidae. Gene Ontology annotation, cellular component: Golgi membrane. The coding region runs from base 1 to 1680 and encodes 559 amino acids. The record is from RefSeq and is a predicted model, not a curated record.